AGGAGAGGUAGAAAGUAGGGCAUCAAUGAAGCAGUAACAAAGUGUACACGAGUCCGAGAUGCGAGGUAGUUUCCUUAGCAAAUCUACAGUGUUGCGGAGGCUUCAUCCUUGCUUGGAGUAACACAUAGUCCUUGAUCAGUACCCACAUCACAUAGCUCAGUGGAGCUAGGUAAAAAUGUCGGUAAGGAAAUAAAGGUGAUUGUGGAUAUGCGUUACCUAAACUGGAUAAAGGAGAAGCGUAUGCUGGCAGCGAUAUCAGGAUGCAGUUAACCGUGAUUGUGUUAAAAUCAUAAGAAACUUGUGGAAAGUGUGAAAAGUGGAACUUGUGAAAAGGUUAAGAAAAAAAUCGAUCUCGUGUGGAAAGAAGAUGGCUCCGAAGAAAUUUAGCAAACGGAAUCACCAGCCCAAAGGCCCAUACUACUUCUUCAUGAUGGAGUUCAAGAAGAAGCAGGAAGGUGCCGGACACGUCUUCCGUCGCGGGAUGCACGAGGUGCAGCAGCGGGCGUCGCCCUACUGGAAUUCAAUGACCAACGAGCAGAAGGAACCCUACCAGAAGAUGGCCCAAGAACACAGGGAGUGGCUGCGUCAGAACAGCGAAAAGUAUACCUCUCAGGGCAUACCGCUGGCAAUGGUAGAAGCAGAGCAGAAGGCCAAACAGGCCAAGGGAGACCUGAUCAAGAACACGGUCAGCGACAUGCUGGACGAGGUCGUGGCCAAUAAUGAACUGGAAAAACUGGAGUUCUACUUCAUCUCGUUUGCCUACUUCUGCGUGACAUCCGGAGGCACCUACAUCCCGGCCGAAAUGGGUUUGGUGCGGUACAGCCUGAAGGACGGCGUCAUGGACAAACUGCACAUGUUCAUCGAUCCGGGAAAGCUUCCCCUGGGCAUGGCAUACGAUGCCAAGCAACACUCGGAGAGUGAUCACCAGCUUCCGAUCCCUCCGGACGCCAAGGGUGAAAAGGACAACGACGAAAUCAUCCUGAAGCUGUUCAGCUUCCUGUCCCAGCAAGAGAAGAUGCCUCCGUUGUUCACCGAGACCAACGACAUCCGGAUGGUGGAGAACAUCCUGAAAGGAAUCCUGAACCAGGGAUCGAUGGACGAGAAUACCCUGCUGGUCUGUCCUCUGUCGGAAUUGUUCUACCAGCUGAAGCGAGCUACCGAAAGUUUCGGAAUGGAUAUCAAGACCUUCCCCUCGGUACACAUCGCCCAGGCCAUCAUCCAGAAGGACGUCUACGAGUACACCAAGGACAUCUCGUGCGAGUUCCACGAGGAUCAGGGCAACGGCAAGUAUUCAAUUCGUUAG
Molecule: messenger RNA, 1303 nt
Organism: Aedes albopictus (Asian tiger mosquito)
Lineage: Eukaryota; Metazoa; Arthropoda; Insecta; Diptera; Culicidae
Product: protein maelstrom homolog
Exons: 4
Coding region: 368-1303 (311 amino acids)
Biological process (GO): piRNA processing; spermatogenesis; regulation of miRNA-mediated gene silencing
Cellular component (GO): P granule; nucleus
Molecular function (GO): sequence-specific DNA binding
Source: RefSeq, a predicted model, not a curated record